AUGGUGCUCGAUAAUGCGGAUGACAAUGGUGUCUUUUUUCAUGCCAAUAAAUCAAAUGGACGAGAGCUACUAGCAACACUCUUGCCCCAGGCCGAGUAUGGAUCAAUCCUAGUCACGUCCCGAAAUAGUCUUGCGGCGCGGAAUUUGGUGGGGAGUGAUAGUGAUGUGAUCGAGGUUCAGCCGAUGAAUGAGGAAGAGUCACUCGCCCUUCUACGCGCAAGGAUUUCACCCUCCCAAUCUGGAAACCCCGGAGAAUCCGACGAGCACGAGAUAGCGUUAGUCCAGGCAGUAGAGUAUAUCCCACUAGCCAUCACACAGGCUGCGGCGUAUAUUAUCAAUCGACUGCCCCUCCUUAGUGUCUCCACAUAUCUUCAUCUUUUCCAUGAAAGCGAAUCAAGGCAGACAAAGCUUCUCCAGAAUCAAGAUUCUACAGACCUCCGGCGCGAUUACAGCAGUCAGUACGCGGUGAUCACCACUUGGCAGAUAUCGUUUAAGCAGAUCCGCUAG
Molecule: messenger RNA, 507 nt
Organism: Penicillium subrubescens
Lineage: Eukaryota; Fungi; Ascomycota; Eurotiomycetes; Eurotiales; Aspergillaceae
Exons: 1
Coding region: 1-507 (168 amino acids)
Source: RefSeq, a predicted model, not a curated record